AUGGGAGGAUUCGUAAAAGCGUUCGGUAUAUUUUUCGCAGAGUUUUCAGAGAAAUUUGAAAGCUCGGCAUCAGCCACGUCUCUCAUAGCCUGCGUCCGCGCCACCAUGUUUACGUUUGUAGCACCACUGGCUUCGCUAUUAUGUGACCGCUACUCAGAGAGAAGCGUCUUGAUGCUGUCAGCCACUCUCAGUGUAUCCGGUUGUUUCCUAGCCGCAUUCGCUCAAAAUAUGGCGACUGUGAUUGUGGGCGUUGGAGUGUUAAUGGGUGCCGGGAUGUCCUGCUUUUUCGCCCCCGUACAGAUGGCGAUAGGGAAAUACUUUGUUCGGUUGAAAUCUGUGGCAAUCUCUGUGGUCUUUGGUGGAAUGUGCUUGUCUCAGAUUGUCAUGGCACCUAUCAUAGUGAUUGUGCUGAGAGAAUUUGCACUUCAAGGAACCCUCAUUCUCUACUCUGGAUUGCUACUUCACUUAGCUGUCGCCGCAGCUCUCGUAUUUCCACGCGACCUCGAAGAUGCCAAUGACCAGGUUCCCGCUGGAUCCGACAAGGCCACAGAAAUGACGGAUUUAAAACUGUCAAGCCAAUGCGAAGCUCAACAUAUAGAGACGAAUCCAGCUGAUCUGAACAUGCAACCCCCCGUCCAGAGCCUCCUUUCAGUCAGUGAAUCUACUUACAUGGUUGGGAAAAGUAACGACAGUCAGCAAAACCCUCAAGUUCGCUUUGUUCAGAAUCCGACGACAAAUGUUAUUUUGGCGUCAAACAGACGUUUAUCGGCUUCUUUUCGAGGGAAGCUCCAACGAUGCCCCAAGUGGACGAAGUCAUUAGUACGUGCUCUGGAUCUAUCUUUAAUUAAAAACAGUCGCUUUACUUUAUACGCCUUAGCGCAGUGCUCCGCUCAGAUUGCUUUCAUGAACAUACCGGUGUACCUGUUUCCAAGGGCGGAAGAUUACAGGGUUUCCAAGGAAGACGGCGCACUUCUUUUGACUAUUAUGGGGUGCACCGAUUUGUUUGCAAGAGCCGUCUUCGGUAUAUUGGGGGACGUACAGAAAAUCGGACCAAAGUUCAUAUUUACCUGGGGGGCAGUUUUGUACGGAAUGUCGGCGGCUGCCUUGCCCUUUACCACAGGUUUUGCUGGAAUGAGUGUCGUGUGUGGGUUUUUGGGUCUGUUCGCUAGUACAACCAUUGCCCUGAAUAUGCCCAUCCUCGUCGACAUGGUUGGCGUAAGAAAAUUAGCCAAGGCUAUAGCGUUGACCAGUUUCAUAUCGGGAAUCACGACAGCAGUUGCCCCUCCAUUACUAGGCCACAUCCGGGACGUGACCAACUCCUACAACAUCGUGUUUUUCAUCUGUGCCGGGACCCUUUUUCUCUCGGCUGGUUUUAUGUUUACGGACCCGAUUCUGCAGUGGUGGAGACGCAGGAAAGGGCGACAAACCCGCGAAUCCAACGACCAUGGCCAAAUGACAGAAAUGAAGCCAUAA
This is a messenger RNA of Liolophura sinensis, 1473 nucleotides long. Its product is annotated as monocarboxylate transporter 7-like. Gene Ontology annotation, biological process: monocarboxylic acid transport; transmembrane transport. Gene Ontology annotation, molecular function: monocarboxylic acid transmembrane transporter activity. The record is from RefSeq and is a predicted model, not a curated record. The transcript is spliced from 4 exons. NCBI's taxonomy places the organism in Eukaryota, Metazoa, Mollusca, Polyplacophora, Chitonida, Chitonidae. Gene Ontology annotation, cellular component: basolateral plasma membrane. The coding region runs from base 1 to 1473 and encodes 490 amino acids.